Ylistrum balloti is the source of this 1842-nucleotide messenger RNA. Its product is annotated as UDP-glucose 4-epimerase-like. Gene Ontology annotation, cellular component: cytosol. Gene Ontology annotation, molecular function: UDP-glucose 4-epimerase activity. The record is from RefSeq and is a predicted model, not a curated record. The transcript is spliced from 10 exons. The coding region runs from base 72 to 1097 and encodes 341 amino acids. Lineage: Eukaryota; Metazoa; Mollusca; Bivalvia; Pectinida; Pectinidae. Gene Ontology annotation, biological process: beta-D-galactose catabolic process via UDP-galactose, Leloir pathway.
UGCUGUCUUCUGACAAGUGCACAAAUUAACUUCCUUCUUUACCAAAAAACGGGUUUAACAUAAACUACAAGAUGUCAGCUGGUUGUGUACUUGUGACGGGAGGAGCAGGGUUCGUAGGAUCACACUCCGUAGUGGAGCUAGUGGCUGCUGGCUAUUCCGUGGUUGCUAUGGAUAACCUUGUCAAUGCUAGUAUGGAGAGUAUGAAGCGUGUGGAGGCAAUUACUGGUCAGAAGAUUCCAUCCUACCAGGUUGACUUACUGGACAAGGCAGCACUCCAGGAUCUCUUCAAGAAACAUAAAUUCACAAGUGUCAUCCAUUUUGCUGGUCUGAAGGCUGUAGGAGAAUCUUGUGAGCUCCCAUUGUUGUACUAUAAAACUAAUGUUGGUGGGACAAUAAAUCUCCUGGAGGUAAUGAAAGAAAAUAAUAUAAAGAAUUUGAUAUUCUCAAGUUCUGCAACAGUAUAUGGAACACCACAGUAUCUUCCCCUUGAUGAGAAACACCCUAUCGGUGGAUGUACAAAUCCAUAUGGUAAAACCAAGUACUUCAUUGAAGAGAUCCUUCGAGACCUUUCAAAGUCAGACCCUACAUGGAACAUUAUAUUGCUGCGUUACUUCAACCCUGUGGGAGCCCACAAGUCUGGCACUAUUGGAGAAGACCCACAAGGGCCCCCAAACAAUCUCAUGCCUUAUAUAGCACAGACAGCUGUGGGCAAGAGGAAGGAGUUGAGUGUUUAUGGUACAGACUAUGACACACCAGAUGGAACAGGGGUACGAGACUACAUUCAUGUUGUGGACUUGGCAUUAGGACACGUGGCAGCACUGAGGAGACUUAAUACAGAAUGUGGUUGUAAGCUAUAUAACCUAGGAACAGGAAAUGGCUUAUCAGUGUUAGAUAUGGUAAAAGCCUUUGAAAAAGCCUCUGGUAAAUCAGUGCCUUACAAAGAGUGCCCACGACGUGCUGGGGAUGUAGCUUCUUGUUAUGCCGAUGCAGCGUUAGCAGAGAAAGAACUUGGUUGGAAAGCAACACGGGGUCUUGAUGAAAUGUGUGAGGAUCUAUGGAAAUGGCAGUCACAGAACCCAAAUGGAUUUAAGUCAUAGUGCUAAAAACUGUUGGUUCAGGGAAUCUGCCUUGUCAGGGUAAUACAGUGCCAACAAUCCUGAAUAGGAUGUUCCAUAUCAUCAUGGUUAUAUCAGGAAGUGACUAUAGGGAUCUUAUGUGACUGUGAUUAUCCUGGCUACAAUCAAAUAGUGGGACUUACAUAUUUGGUUUUAUUUUUUGGUUAUUUUCGUGCUUUUUAGCUGUUUAGAGAUUUGUUUCACAUAUUUUCAUGUUACAUUAUUACCAGUGAUAAAGUCAUUGUUUCUGGUAACUUUUCAAAAGAAAAUAAACACAGAAUCGGUUUGUUUUUUAACAUAAUGGGUUUAGACUUUAUAUCAAACAUAGACUUAUCGCUGGUAAAAUGUACUGCAUAGGGACACUGUGAUUAGGUGAUAGUGCUAAACAUAUUCCAUUCUUUAUUCUCCAUUUUGUUGUUGUUUUGAAAUCAUUUUGAAACCAUUAUUAAUAUGUGCUUUAAGUAUUUAAAAUAAUUCUUUUUCUUAAAGGUAGCAUAAUAUAACUGCUUGGUAUGCAAUUGUUUUUCAAAGUGGGGCAAUUAUUUACCAGACAUACAAAAUUUCAGUAUUUAUGUAUUCAAAGGUGAUUUAACUUAAUUUUCUAACAUGGGAGUCUUUGAUUUGAUAAAGUUUGUUUUUCUUUUUCUUUAUUUUUUAUUUUAAGUAUGUGCCAUUUUUUGUUCUUAUGAAUGAAACAUUAUCAAUAAUGACUGCUAUUUUAGGAAUC